Molecule: messenger RNA, 5309 nt
Organism: Lepus europaeus (European hare)
Lineage: Eukaryota; Metazoa; Chordata; Mammalia; Lagomorpha; Leporidae
Gene: ETV3
Product: ETS variant transcription factor 3
Exons: 5
Coding region: 211-1749 (512 amino acids)
Biological process (GO): cell differentiation; regulation of transcription by RNA polymerase II
Cellular component (GO): nucleus
Molecular function (GO): DNA-binding transcription factor activity, RNA polymerase II-specific; sequence-specific DNA binding
Source: RefSeq, a predicted model, not a curated record
GGAAAGGGAGCCGCGGCUGGGUGCGGCGCCGAGAGGCUGCGAGCCGGCGGGAGGGCGCCGCCUCCUCCCCCGCCCUCCCUGCUGAGGAUGGAAGUGACGAAAGCUGCCGAGGAGGUCACUUCCUGCUGGGGUGGAUGAGGAGGAGCCGGAGACGCCGCGGAGGAGACCGGACCGAAGACGGACCGUGCCGGGGAGCGCAGGAGGGUGAAAAUGAAAGCAGGCUGUAGCAUCGUGGACAAGCCAGAAGGAGGUGGAGGGUAUCAGUUCCCGGACUGGGCCUAUAAAACAGAGUCGUCCCCUGGCUCCCGGCAGAUCCAGCUGUGGCACUUCAUCCUGGAGCUGCUACAGAAGGAGGAGUUCCGCCACGUCAUCGCCUGGCAGCAGGGAGAGUACGGGGAGUUUGUCAUCAAGGACCCAGACGAGGUGGCCCGCCUCUGGGGCCGCAGGAAAUGCAAGCCACAGAUGAACUAUGACAAGCUGAGCCGGGCCCUCAGAUACUAUUACAACAAGAGGAUCCUUCAUAAAACAAAAGGAAAAAGGUUUACUUAUAAGUUUAACUUCAACAAGCUGGUGAUGCCCAACUACCCCUUCAUCAACAUUCGGUCAAGUGGUGUGGUUCCUCAGAGUGCGCCACCCGUGCCAACAGCCUCUUCCAGGUUCCAUUUCCCACCUCUGGACACCCAUUCUCCAACUAGCGAUGUGCAGCCAGGGCGGUUCUCGGCCAGCUCCCUACCUGCUCCUGGCCAGGAAGCAAGUAAUGGCACUGACAGAAAGGCGGAGCUUUCGGAGCUGGAGGAUGGCUCAGCUGCUGACUGGCGCCGGGGAGUGGAUCUCAUGUCCUCCCGGAAUGCUGUUGGUGGAGGAGGCAUCGGCCACCAGAAACGCAAGCCUGACAUAAUGCUUCCUCUGUUCACCAGGCCAGGGAUGUACCCUGACCCCCACAGUCCCUUUGCUGUCUCUCCCAUCCCUGGCCGCGGAGGUGUCCUUAAUGUCCCCAUUUCACCAGCCCUCUCCCUGACUCCCACCAUCUUCUCCUAUAGCCCCUCCCCAGGCCUGAGCCCCUUCACCAGCAGCAGUUGCUUCUCCUUCAACCCUGAGGAAAUGAAACACUACCUUCAUUCUCAAGCCUGUUCUGUGUUCAACUACCAUCUGAGUCCCCGGACUUUUCCCCGUUACCCAGGGCUCAUGGUUCCGCCGCUGCAGUGCCAGCUGCACCCUGAGGAGUCAGCUCAGUUUUCUAUCAAGUUGCAGCCUCCACCGGUUGGGCGAAAGAACCGGGAGAGGGUCGAGAGCAGCGAGGAUUCAGCACCUGUCACUGUGCCCAACAUGGCUCCUGUCCCCCCGCGAAUUAAGGUGGAACCCACCUCUGAAAAGGAUCCAGAGAGCCUCAGGCAGGCGAGCCAGGAGAAGGAGGAGCACUCUGAAGAAGAGGGCGCUGUGCCAAGCAGGACUAUUGAACAGGAGAAAGGCAGUGUCUUUGCCCGCCCCGCUGCACCACCCAUCUGGCCCUCAGUUCCCAUUAGCGCGCCAAGUGAAGAACCUGUAGAGGUGACUGAAGACAGUGAGGACAGGCCUGGCAAAGAGCCCACUGCACCUGAGAAGAAGGAAGAUGCUCUGAUGCCCCCCAAGCUUCGCUUGAAGCGACGCUGGAAUGACGACCCUGAAGCCCGAGAGCUAAAUAAGAACGGCAAGUUCCUCUGGAGUGGGUCAGGACCCCGGGGCCUGGCAACAGCAGCUGCCGAUGCUUAGAACUGCGAGUGGGUGGGGAGCUGUUUAUACUAUAAUCAAAACACACAUGUAUUUAUGUAGCAAGAUUUCAGGGGUGGGGGUGGGGAGGGAGGGCGUUAGACUGGUUUGAUCAUUCUAGGAGCAUAGACUUGUAUUUUUAUGUUUUGGGGAUGGGAUGGGGUAUCUUCUGUUGUAAAUUAGGUGGGAUACGACACACUUUUUUUUUCCUGGUAGGUAGGACACAGAGAUGGUAUUGAACUGAGAGGAGCAGGGGCCUCUGUUUCCUAUUGAGGCUUACGCUUUCUGACAAGGAGACUCCUGAAGGGCCAAGGUACUUCUUGGUCCCAGGAUAGUUCAGGUUCUAGACUUUUUUAUUGUAUUUAUAUAUGGAAAGCCAUUAAUGAAUUUAUGUUACUCUGAGAGAGAUACACAGAAGGGGAAAGGUCAUUAAUACUAAGUAUUUUGCCUGAAAUGUUUCUUCAUAAUGAUUUCAGGGGAGGAAUAAGAUAAUCUCAGUCUUAUUGGGGCGGGGAAAUGUUCAAAUGUUGCUUUUUUCUUUUCCUCCUCCUCCUGUGUUGUUCUUGUUGUCGUUUGGUAUUUUGUUUUCCUUUUUAAAAAAAUGAUUUCAGGAAGCAUGAGCCUACUGCCAGUUAGAGCAGGGCUGGGAAGGCACAGGAGCUGGCCACUUCUCAGCUGCUGGGUUGAGACAGGAAGCCCUGCUGUGAGUUCCUUGGACUUUUCGCCUACUUCACCUAUUAAGAAGCCAUGAGGAGUUGUAAACUCUUGUUCAGGGAAGAAAGAAGAGGGCAGGAGGAAGUAACCCAAUGCCUUUAAGAAGACAAAACAGAACAAAAAUGAUCUUCACUUUUCCUUUUCCAUUAUGGGUUUGGGGAGCCAAACCGAAGUGUGCCUGUGAGCAAGUUCACCGAGAGGCAUGACAGCAUUGUUGGAGAUGUCUUUGCGUUGUAUCUGGUCCUCUAAGCAUUUUCUUAAGUCAAGCCUUAACUAUGAACGUACUUUAAAUGAUACGGGUCCGUCAGCAUAAACCUGUAAAGGGGCAUGGACAGUUUUUCAGUUAAUCCAGGAAUGUUGAAACAUGGUUAAAUUUCUGGCUGAUAUUUAGUCAUUCCCUCUUGACAAUACUGGGACAGGCAGCAAAAAGGCAGGAUCGUAGGCGUUUAAGGGCAGAUGAUACCUGGAAACACAGAAGGUAGCUGGGGGUACAAGUGGAUGUUUGCUGAGACUGAAGGAAGAGGGGAGAGAAGACACAGAAGGCAACCAGAUGCUCAAAGGCCUGGGGUGGUUAGAAGAGCUGGUGUCUUGUUGCCAUUCUUGCCAUACCCCUUGGUCUAGGCUGUUGAGUCUGUGAACGAGUGUCCUCCAUGAGACGUCAGUUUAUGGUGAGGAAUUGUUUCUUCACAGGACAUUCACUUCUAAAACUUUAAAGAAACGGGAAAGUAUUCAUCUUACAUGAAGCAAAAGGGGCCUGGACUAGGGGCAGAGAGAAGGAAGCAGUAGCCACCCUUCUGUGUGUUCACACAUGUACCUGUGUAGUAUGUGUAAAUACUUGACUGGCUCAGAUCCACCUGGUGGCAGGGCAGCAGGGAGAGAAGAAAGAGCUCCAUGUAUCUGCUGAGGGUAAGGGGCAGCAUGGGAUUGGUGUCUAAGAAGUUAAGAAAUUCUUGACUCCACCUUUGCGUAAGUGAACUCCAUAUACUAAGUCGUAUUUGAGAGUUGAGAUUUAUGGUGGAGGGUGUGGUUUUUUUUGUAAAUUGGAGUAAACGUGUAAGAGGGGUCUCAGCAAAGGUUAGAACAGGUGAGUGAAACUUUAGAUGGCCUGGGAUGUCUUGAGUCCAUCAUACUAUUUCUUGGCAAGUUUGAUACUAUUUCUUCCCUUGUUUGAUUUACAUUCUGCGAGUAACUUGUCUUUCCGCAGGAAAGGGACUGGGAAAGUGACCCCUAGCAACUCAGGCUUUGGUUGGCCUGCAGAGGGUCACCUGUCGGGGCUGCCUUUGGUGAUUCUGUUUUUGUCAGCUUCUUUCUCUGUACCUCGACUUACCUCUGAAACAGAAAGCAAGCCUGGCAGGUGGAGGAGGGCUGUCUGCUUGGCAUUGCCUGAUGUAACCAGGGAGGCUGGCUGGCCACCCACUGUCCACAAAGAGGGAAGGCCAGCAGGUGUCAGUCUGAACUCAGGAAUAGAAACACGAGGCCUUUACAAUAAAGAGAGGAAGAAAAAUCCAUGAUGCAUACCUGUAACCCCCUAGAACCCAAGUGCCAGAUUCAUUCCUAGAUGCUGCUUGUUUGAACAAAAAGUCACUGCUUUUACACUUGAAAAAACACACUCAAAAAAUGUUCAACUCCAUGAAAAAUGUUUUUUGGCUUUACAAAACUGUUCCGUGUUUUACUGUUUCCUUUGAUUGCCAUUCCACCAGAAAAUUGUGGGUUGAUUUGCACUGCACACUGGGGUUGGGGUUGGGGAGGGUGGUCUUUAUACAGAGCCGAUCUUGUGCUUGCUCAGGAAGUAAGCCAGGGAAUGUGGACACCAUUGAUAGUUUCUGGGGCAAGGGAGUGACAUUUUUUUCUCCCCGCGUCCCAGCCCACUCCUGGCAGCACCUGUCACCAGCCUGGUACAGAGCCAGGCCUUUCUGUUCUGUGAGAAUCUCAUCACUGUCCAACAGCAGGUGGAAAAGGGGGGCUAAAACCCAGACCUAGUUCCUCUCCCCCAUUUUUUCCACAUUUUGCUGUGCCAAAUGUUAAAAAUUUGCAAACACAAGUCUGUUGAAGUUUAAUUAAUCAAGAACUUGUUCAUACAAAGUUUGCUUUUUUAGCUAUAGAAAAGGAAAUAGUAGGGACCUCUUACGAGCAUCCAGCCUUGCUGAGCUGACCUUUUUCUGAAGACUGGAUAGGAGUGAAAUGUAAACAGUUCACCAAGUCUUUUCCCCCAGAUUUUCAAGCUGUGCUGUGUUAAACCCACCUCAUUAAUAAUGGAAUUAUUGGACCCUAGUGACCCAUGGGCCAAGAAACUUCCAGAAGCAUUAAAUAAAAUAGUUGAAAUCUAUCACUUCUCACCAAGUGGGUAGAGUCAGUUGGCUGUUUGUCCCUUGUUUUUUAUUUAUUCUGUAAUUAUAUUUGUGCUUUUUGUUCUGUAAACAGUAAUGGAACAUACAUUCUUAGGUUGUUUUAAAGAAAACUUUAUUCAAUCUCUCAAGAAUUGUUCCAUUUUUAGUUUCUUCUUGGGGAAAAAAAGUUAAUUUGUUUUAAAAUAUUUAGAUAUUUUUUAGAGUUAUAAAAUUGUGAUGCAGGGAUUUGUGAAUGAGACAUUCACAUGUGAAAGAUGAUUUCACUAGUUAUCCGCUUAAGCAGAAUAAAAUGUGUAUAUGUACAUAAAAUGUAAGUAAUCUUAACUCCAUUGUGCAGUGCCUUUUAGAUGUUCCGCUUUCUAUAAAGUCUUCAAAUUUUUGCAUAUAUAUUAUAUAUAUAUGAUGUAAUGUUAUAGAAAUAUAUGUAUAAUAUACAUAUUUUUUCCAGGGGUAUCUGAUAGCUCUGUAUUUUGUUAUGGAAGUUGAAAGAAAAAAGUAUUU